AGACUCACUGCCUCAAGUCGGGACACUGGACAACCGCUUAGUGGAACAGCUUAAAGUGUCCGAGAGUGGGAAUGGAAAAGAGACUGUAUUCAACCAACAGAGUCCUGUGAACAAGCAGCGUAAUAACAAAGAAUAAGUUUUAUUCGCCCUAAGGAGGCGGAUGGGAAUUAUUCGGGACUUGGGUUUUUUCUCCUCCUCAGCUGUGGUACCCUAAGGUCAGAUUACAAAGAGAAGAGAGGUCGGGCUCUGUUGGAGAUGGAUUUCUUCUUUGCAGAGAGAGCCCGUGUCUGGUUGAGACACAAGGAGCAGCUCCUUCCCUCCACUGUCAGCUCUUAUGAUGACUUGUCCCUGGUUCUCACCACCGACUAUGGGAAGGUGAUCUGUCUACAGAGAGAGGAGCUGAACAGGGAGACGGUGUACCCGAUGCACCCAAGCAGCAUCAAUGGAGUCGAAGACAUGUCCACACUGGCAGAGCUGCAUGAAGCUGCCAUUAUGCACAACCUCUUUCUGCGCUAUCAGAAAAACAACAUCUAUACCAAUAUAGGCUCGAUUCUGGCAGCUGUAAAUCCUUACAAACAGAUAGCAGGCCUGUAUGACUCCACUGCAGUUGACCUAUACAGCAAGCACCAGAUGGGGGAGCUCCCUCCUCAUAUCUUUGCUGUAGCCAACGAGUGUUACCGCUGCCUGUGGAAGAGACACGACAGUCAGUGCGUUCUAAUCAGUGGGGAGAGCGGUGCUGGGAAAACAGAAAGCACCAAGCUGCUGCUGAAGUUCCUCUCAGUGAUGAGCCAGAACUCGUCUGGUACUCCUCUCUCGGAGAGGACAACCCGGGUGGAGCAAGCGCUCGUCCAGAGCAGUCCCAUUAUGGAAGCAUUUGGGAAUGCAAAGACUGUCUACAACAACAACUCCAGUCGCUUCGGGAAGUUCAUACAACUCCACUUUUCACAGAACGGGAACAUUCAGGGAGGCUGCAUCAUUGAUUAUUUACUUGAAAAGAACCGCGUGGUCCGGCAAAAUCCAGGUGAGAGAAAUUACCACAUCUUCUACGCACUGCUGGCAGGAGCAGACAAAGACCACAGAGACACGUACCUUUUGUCUGAAGGUCCAGAGUCAUAUCACUAUCUGAGCCAAGCAGGCUGCGUUCAGGACAGCAGUCUGGAUGACAAGCAGCUUUUUAACAGUGUGAUGGAGGCUCUUAAGGUGAUGGAAUUCAGUGAGGAGGAGAUCAGAGAUGUGUUCAGGUUGCUGUCUGCUGUCCUCCAGAUGGGAAACAUUGAAUUCAUGACUGCUGGAGGAGCUCAGAUCACUUCAAAUGGAGUGGUCAGUAAUGUCAGCGAGCUGCUCGGUCUGGACACUUUCCAGCUGUCAGAGGUGUUGACCCAGCGCUCUAUGAUCCUACGAGGAGAGGAGAUCUGCUCCCCCCUCACUGUGGAGCAGGCGGUGGACUCGCGGGACUCUGUUGCCAUGGCUCUUUAUUCUCAGUGUUUCUCCUGGAUCAUAAUGAGGAUCAACCAGAAGAUAAAAGGGAAAAACAACUUCAAAUCCAUCGGCAUCCUGGACAUAUUCGGCUUUGAGAAUUUUGAGGUGAACCGUUUCGAGCAGUUUAACAUCAAUUAUGCCAACGAGAAGCUGCAGGAGUAUUUCAACAAGCACAUCUUCUCGCUGGAGCAGCUGGAGUACAACAGGGAGGGGAUCCAGUGGGAAGCCAUAGACUGGAUGGAUAACGCAGAGUGUCUGGAUCUCAUAGAGAAGAAACUGGGCAUGUUGGCUCUUAUCAAUGAGGAGAGCCGCUUCCCAAAAGGCACCGACUACACCCUUCUGGAGAAACUGCACAGCCGACACGCAACAAACCCGUACUAUGUGAAACCCAGAGUGACUGACCACCAGUUUGGCAUCAAGCACUAUGCUGGAGAGGUGCUGUAUGAUGUGCGAGGUAUCUUGGAGAAGAACAGAGACACCUUCAGAGAUGACAUCUUGUUCAUACUCAAAGACAGCAGGGUUGACUUCAUCUAUGACCUCUUUGAGCGCGUCGGCAGCAGAAGUGGAGACGAGACUCUGAAGAUGGGGACUGCUCGUCGGAAGCCCACCGUCAGCUCUCAGUUCAGGGACUCUCUCCAUUCCCUGAUGGCCACAUUGAGUGCUUCUAAUCCUUUUUUUGUGCGCUGCAUCAAACCAAACAUGGAGAAGAAGGCUAAUCAGUUUGACCCUGAUGUCGUCUUGAACCAGCUGAGAUAUUCUGGGAUGCUGGAAACUGUAAAGAUUCGAAAGGCUGGAUUUCCUGUUCGCAGAACAUUUAAAGACUUUUUCAGCAGGUACAAAAUGAUCCAGAAGAACAAAAACCUCUCAGAUGAAGAGAAGACCUGCUGUUCAGAGCUCCUCACACUUCAUGAUAAAACCAAGAAAGAGUGGCAGCUGGGGAAGACAAAGGUGUUCUUGAAGGAGGUGCUGGAGCAGAGGCUGGAGAAGGAGAGGGAAGAGGAGCGGUGCAGGGCUGGCAUGGUGAUCCGCGCCCACAUCCUUAGCUAUGUGGCAAGGAAACAAUACAAGAGGGUCCUGUCCAGCGUUGUUACCAUCCAGAAGAACUACCGCGCUCACUUUUGGAGACGCACCUUCCUGCGCCUGCGCCUUGCUGCCGUCGUCCUGCAGAAACAUCACAGGGGACAACUUGCUCGUUCCCUCUGCCACAGGCUUACGGAGGAGAAGCGGAGGCAGGAGGAGGAGGAGAGGAAAAGGAGAGAGGAGGAAGAGGAGAGGAGGCGCCUAGAGGAGGAAAGGAGGAAAAGGAUGGAGGAGGAGGAGGCAAGGAGAAAAAGAGAAGAGGAGGAGAGACUAAAAGAGGAAGAGGAGAGGAAGAGGAGAGCAGAAGAGGAGGAGCACAGACUGAUGAAAGAGAAAGAAAAACAGCAGAAAUUGGCAGCUAAAGGGGAUAAAACAAGGAACUCCUUUGUGAAUGGCGCUUGCCCUAAGGAGGAGCUUACCCAGACUCCAUCCUACAAUGACACCUCAGAGGAGGAGAGCCGCCAGAUGGAGGAGAUCCUGCGUCUCGAAAGGGAGAUCGAGCGUCUGCAGAAGCAGCAGGAGGAUGGCGUUUCCCUGCUUGGGGAUGUUUCCCGCGAGGAGAUGCGUCAGAUGAGGGACGCUGAGAUCUACAGGCUGGAGAAGGAGGCUUCUCGUGUGGCAACAGAGUUCCUGGAGCUGCUGGACUUUGGAGGGUUAGAGCCAUCACUCUCAAGCGAGGAAAAUCUCCAUGAAGCGAAUGAAUCUGCAGCUCCUCUGGCUGAGGACGAGGUGGAUGAGGGUUUCCCCACCGAGGACGAGUGUGUUCCCUUACCAGACUUUCCUCCCCCAGCUGCGGUUCCUCUUGAUAAGGACGUGUUUCAGAGUAUUCCUCCUCCUCCUCCUGGCUUUGCAGAAGGAGUCCUGGUUUCCCCAUCCCCCGUUGCUCGCUCUGCAUCUGAAAAACUCACCAUCGCUACCCUUAAUGGAUUCAAUCACACCUCCGUUCUUACAGACUCCCAAACCUGCCACCCUCCUCAGUCUCCUCGUAUAGUGACUAACGGAGAUAGGCAGCCAUGCCAGAGAACCAGUAGAACAUCAGAUUUUGUGCCUUUGAAUGAUGUGCCAUCGCAGUCAAAAUUGCCAGACGCAGAAUCAGACUAUGAUCAGGAGGAGUUUGAGGAGGUUCAUGGAAGCUCAGGUGUUAGUAUCAACGAUGGCCAUAUCACAGAUGAGGAGGUGCUACGGGAAUCCUCCUGCACCCAAAACAGCCUGGACUCCUUCAGGGGCAGCUCAGACUCGUUCAUCGACAGUGACGAGGAAAAUGAUGGCUAUGUGGACACAGAUGAGGAAAUUUCUAAUGGGAGAGUGAAUUUGCUGAAUGGCAGCGGGCCUCCAUAUUUCCAUGGCUACCUCUACAUGAAGGGUGGACUCAUGAUCCCGUGGCGCCGGCGCUGGUGCGUGCUCAAAGACGAGACCUUCAUGUGGUUCCGGGCCAAACAGGACUCUCUCAAGUCCGGCUGGCUUUACAAAAAAGGAGGAGGGAUGUCCACUUUGUCUCGCCGCAACUGGAAGAUGCGCUGGUUUGCUCUGCGCGAGGCAAAACUCAUGUACUUUGAGAAUGACAGCGAAGAGAAGCUGAAAGGAACAAUAGACAUCCGUGCAGCCAAGGAGAUUGUGGACAAUCAUGAGAAGGAAAAUGCACUGAAUAUUGUCACUGAGGAAAGGACUUAUCACAUCUAUGCAGAGUCUCCUGAAGAUGCCAGUGGUUGGUUCAAUGUGCUGAGUCGGGUUCACAGCGCCAGCCCGGAGCAGCUCCUGGAGAUGCACCACGAACAGGCCAACCCAAAGAAUGCUGUGGGUACACUAGAUGUGGGUUUGAUUGAUUCUGUUUGUGCAUCAGACAACCCAGACAGACCAAACUCCUUUGUGAUCAUCACAGCCAACAGAGUGAUCCACUGUAACACAGACACACCUGAGGAGAUGCAUCACUGGAUUGGCCUGCUGCAGAAAUCUAAAGGAGAUACAAGAGUUGAUGGGCAGGAGUUCCUAGUCAGAGGUUGGCUGCAUAAAGAGAUGAAGUCAGGAGUGAAGAGCACUUCUCUGAAGUUGAAGAAGCGCUGGUUUGUUCUCACCACAAACUCUCUCGACUAUUACAAGUCAUCAGAGCGCAAUGCGACUAAACUGGGAACGCUGGUCCUAAACAGCCUCUGUUCUGUGGUGCAACCAGAUGAGAAAGUCUUCAAGGACACUGGUUACUGGAAUAUUAUUGUUUAUGGGCGUAAACACUCGUAUCGACUUUAUACUAAGAUGCUGAAUGAAGCCAUGCGGUGGGCCAAUGCCAUACAGGGAGUGAUAGACAACAAAGUUCCCAUCGAAACACCAACUCAGCAACUCAUCAGAGACAUUAAGGAGAGCAGUUUGAAUGUGGAGGCUGUGGAGCAGACGUACUGGAGGAACCCCAUCCUGAGAUAUACCCAGCAUCCUUUGCACUCCCCUCUUCUACCUCUGCCUUAUGGAGAUGUCAGUGUCCACUUGCAAAAGGAAAAGGGUUAUACCAGCCUGCAGGAUGAAGCCGUGAAGAUUUUUAACUCUCUGCAGGAGAUGGAGGCUGUUUCAGACCCUGUCCCAAUCAUCCAGGGAAUCCUGCAGACCUGUCAAGACUUGAGGCCGUUAAGAGAUGAGGUUUACUGUCAGCUGAUCAAACAAACUAAUCACGUCCCGCACCCCAACAGUCCCGCCAAUCGUGCCCACUGGCAUCUCCUAACCUGCAUGAGCUGCACCUUCCUGCCCAGCCGAGGAAUUCUGCGCUACCUCAGGUUUCAUCUGAAAAGGAUUAAGGAGCUGUUUCCUGGGACAGAAAUUGAAAUGUUUGCUCAUUUCACUGGGGAGUCUCUGAAGAAGACAAAGACGAGAGAAUUUGUUCCAUCGCAGGAGGAGAUCAUGGCACUUCUCACCAGACAGGAAAUGACUACCACAGUCUACUGCCAUGGAGGAGGCUCCUGCAAGAUCUCCAUCAACUCUCACACCACUGCUGGAGAGGUGGUGGAGAAGCUGAUACGAGGUCUGGCCAUGGAGGACAGCAGAAACAUGUUUGCUCUCUUUGAGCACAACAAUACUGUUGACAAAGCUGUGGAAAGCAGGGUGCUUGUAGCUGAUGUUCUGGCUAAAUUUGAAAGACUGGCUGGCAGUGAGGAAGCUCGGGAUGAGGGCCAGUGGAAGCUGUAUUUUAAACUCUACUGUUUCUUGGAUGUUGAAAGCAUGCCAAAGGAAGGAGUGGAGUUUGCUUUCAUGUUUGAGCAGGCCCAUGAGAGUUUGACCCAUGGCCACUUUCCUGCUCGUGAAGAGACCCUGCAACACCUCGCCGGUCUGCGACUGCAGUUCCUGUUUGGAGACAAAGCCCGGAUCACCUGGAGCCUUGAGAACGUCUACCCCGUGGGCCGCCUGCGCAGCCGCAUUCUGCAGUUCACCAAGGCGGGCGGAGCCUCCGGGUCGGGCCAGACUCUAGAGCGAAGGAGGACCAGCUUCCUGGACGGGACCCUGCGCCGGGGGCUGAAGACGGGAUCCUUGAAGAAGCAGCGCAUGGAGGAGGAGCAGAUGCUGGAGAUGUGGAUAAAGGAGGAGAUGUCCUCCACCAGGGCGAGCAUUGUGGAGAAGUGGUCCCACGUCAAGGGUCUGGAUCAGCACCAGGCCAUGCUCAAAUACAUGAGCAUCAUAAAGGAAUGGCCUGGAUAUGGAUCCACACUGUUUGAUGUUGAGUGUAAAGAAGGAGGAUUCCCACAUGACCUCUGGUUAAGCGUGAGCGCCGAGAAUGUGUCCGUCUACAAGAGAGGCGAGCCAAAGCCUCUGGAGACGUUCCCGUAUGAGCACAUCAUCUUCUUCGGUGCUCCACAACCCUGCACCUACAAGAUCACUGUGGAUGAGAGGGAAAUGUUCUUCGAGACACCAGAGGUCGGAGAGAUCACAAAGAUCAUGAAAGCCUACAUAAAUAUGAUCGUGAAGAAGCGCUGCAGCGUCAAAUCUGUGUCCAGUUAUGGAACCAACUGGAUCCGGUAAUCCGCUGGAGACCGACGCCGCACCUACCCAGCUGCAUAACCAGCACGCGGAGGAGAUGGAGAGACGAGAAGAACAACAACCUGGGAUAUUGCUGCAAAGCUUUUAAGUUGACAUUAACAUACUCCAUUCAGAAAUCUCCCUAAUAUUACUCAAACAUGUUACUUCUCCUACCUUUUUGGGCAGAGAUUCUAAAUGUUUAUCUCCUUGAAUCUUCAUAAUGUUGCUUCAUUCCAUGUAAUCUCCAAAAAACCUUAAACAUAAGAGAGAAUUACAAUGGUCAUUUCACUUGUUUCUUUAAUAAGAAGACAUCAGGUAUCUUUUUUUAAUUUUAUUUAAACAUCCUGAGUUCUUUUGACAUAAUUUGAAACACCUUUACAUCUAAAUCACCAAAUUAGUAAAUCUCAGACAACUUCUUUGAAUGUGCCACAGUGGCAAACGCACACUGACAGAGAUGGCACCUUCAUUUACUAGAUCUUUUAAUUUUUUUGCUAGAAUAUUGGGCCCCUUUCUAAUGAAUGUUCUCUUAAUGGAGAUCCCCUCAGGGUAUUUAUCAAGUCCCUUAAUCUUGCCUUACCUAAGAGCGUGAAUGUGGCCUUGUAGAAGCAGAAUAUAAACUACUUUGUGAUUUUUUUUUUUUUACAUGUGUGAGGCAAAAACACUCCUCUAACAGGUUAAAAAUAUAACUCAAACAGAUCAAACUUGAUUGGAAUUGGAUGCAUCAAUUAAAAGUCUAAACCUUUUUUAACAAGGCUGAAAUUUACUAAUAUCAGAAUAUUUGAGCUUAUGUCCCAGAAUAAGAACAAAUGUGAACUGAAUGUAUGUUUAAAGAUAGCCAAAAUGUGUGUUUUAGACCGAAAGCACGACAGCAUUUCAUUGCAUUUGUGAGCAUAGUUUGCUUGUGUGUUUUUUUGCUUUUACGCAUCUCAGCAGCGAGGUGAGGAUGUAGUAUUUAUUUAUUAAAACACUCAAUGGAUUUGAGAGACAAAGAAGUAAAAUGUCCUUCAAAUGAUUUGUUAGUUUUAGUUGCGCUUUUAUGGACACAGAAAAUGAUGCUGAGGUGAAAAUGUUGAACUGUCUCCAUUUUGUGCCGUGUUUCUUCUCUGGCUGUUAGAAACAUACUGAAAACUAUUUUUUUUAUUAUCAAGACAAUGCCAACCAACCUACCGUAUAGUUCAUAUUUAGAGUAAUAUAAUCUCAACAUAAUGAGCUCAGUAUUUACCUCUCACUAGAUCACGGUCCUCCGUUGUGUCCCGAUCAUUUUCACCUUCUGUGGGCGCUCUGGUCAGCUGCCGGCGGCCACACCAGAGAGCGAGCCACCUUGCCGUUGAUGAUGACUGUAUUUUUCAGACUUCUGAUUGUUUUGAUGAGGCAAAAAAAAAAAAAAAAAAAUCGGAAAAUGUUUUAUAUCAGAAUUUAAAAAUGCUUUAAUAAAUUAUUGUAUUUGAAA
Molecule: messenger RNA, 7999 nt
Organism: Girardinichthys multiradiatus
Lineage: Eukaryota; Metazoa; Chordata; Actinopteri; Cyprinodontiformes; Goodeidae
Gene: myo10l3
Product: myosin X, like 3
Exons: 41
Coding region: 256-6552 (2098 amino acids)
Biological process (GO): signal transduction
Cellular component (GO): myosin complex; cytoskeleton
Molecular function (GO): cytoskeletal motor activity; ATP binding; protein binding
Source: RefSeq, a predicted model, not a curated record